Zingiber officinale is the source of this 551-nucleotide messenger RNA. RefSeq lists its product as uncharacterized. The record is from RefSeq and is a predicted model, not a curated record. The coding region runs from base 1 to 498 and encodes 165 amino acids. NCBI's taxonomy places the organism in Eukaryota, Viridiplantae, Streptophyta, Magnoliopsida, Zingiberales, Zingiberaceae. The transcript has 3 exons.
AUGGGGAAUUGCCAGGCAGCGGAUGCGGCAGCGGUGGUGAUCCAGUACCCGGGCGGGAAAGUGGAGAGGCUACACUGGCCGACGACCGCUGCCAAUGUCAUGAAGAGCAACCCAGGGUACCACGUGGCCCUCGUAACCCUCGACGUCCCGCCAAAUGAGAGACAGGAUGGCGGCGUUGGGAUCCGGAUUACCCGGGUGAAGUUGCUCAAGCCUAAGGAAAUGCUUCUGCUCGGCCAAGUUUACCGGCUGAUCGCCUCUCAAGAAGUCGCAAAAGCUCUGAGGCAAAGGCAAUAUGAGAAGCUGAAGAAAAGCCAGAAAGAAAUGAUUAUGAAACAGAAACAGCAGCAGAAGCAGAACGGAGAUGAAGCACAGGAGGAUGCAGAAAGAAACCAUGAGGUAACAAGACAAGAACAAGAUCCACUGAAGAACACACAGACGACAAUGAGAGGCAGACAAUGGCGUCCUUCGCUCCAGAGCAUCUCAGAAAUGUCAGGCUAGUUGUGCAACAGUUUACAAAACAUAAAAUGAAAUCUUGACAGAAUUCAAAGAUA